AUGAAGUCACUUAGCCUUUCUCUACUCACAGUGACAGUCCUUCUUUGCUGUAACAUGACUCAGCCUGGACUCAGGAAGAAAGCGGAUAUAAUCAAAUCUGGGUUUUGCCCAGAGUAUCAUCUUUCCUGCCCUUUUGUCCUCUUGUCCAAGUGCAAGCAUGAUAGAGGCUGCAAGAGAGACAAAAAGUGUUGUUUCUACUACUGUCAGAUGCGCUGUGUGGAUCCAUGGGUGACUCUGGAUUAG
Peromyscus californicus insignis is the source of this 243-nucleotide messenger RNA. RefSeq names its product WAP four-disulfide core domain protein 15B-like. The coding region runs from base 1 to 243 and encodes 80 amino acids. Gene Ontology annotation, cellular component: extracellular region. Lineage: Eukaryota; Metazoa; Chordata; Mammalia; Rodentia; Cricetidae. Gene Ontology annotation, molecular function: peptidase inhibitor activity. The transcript is spliced from 2 exons. The record is from RefSeq and is a predicted model, not a curated record.